Molecule: messenger RNA, 1464 nt
Organism: Hibiscus syriacus
Lineage: Eukaryota; Viridiplantae; Streptophyta; Magnoliopsida; Malvales; Malvaceae
Exons: 3
Coding region: 1-1464 (487 amino acids)
Source: RefSeq, a predicted model, not a curated record
AUGGAUCCCCGGGAAGACGUUAUGACAAUAUGGUUGUGUUCCGAUGACCGAAGUCAAUCAGACGUUUUGGUAUUAAUUCCUAAAGUAACUGAUCCUCAACGCCUCUCUCAGUUUCGCCCGAUUGCUUUGUGUAAUGUCGUAUACAAGAUUAUUUCCAAGGUUCUAGUUAAUCGGCUACAUAUGGUGCUUGCUUCUUGUGUUGAUGAAAAUCAAGGUGCUUUUGUUUUCGGACGAUUGAUUUCGGAUAAUGUGAUUUUAGCUCAGGAUAUCCAUUCCAUUCAGAAUGGACAAUCUAGAUUGCCUAGGGGAGCAGCUCUAAGAUUGAAAUGGAAAAGUUUGGAUAAAUGGGAGCCUUUCGGAUGUGAUUCAUCCUCAGCGGGGUCCGUUGUCCCCUUUCCUUUUGUGCUAUGUGCUCAAGGUCUCUCAUCUCUAAUUCAUGCUGAAACAAAUGUUGGUAAUCUCCGUGGAAUCUGUAUUUGCAGAUCGGGGCCUUCUAUAAGUCAUUUAUUUUAUGCAGAUUGCUUAUUUUUUCUCCGCAUUACUCCUUUCGAGUUCAGUCGUCUUCUUGCAGUUUUAGAUACUUAUGAAGCUGCUUCAGGUCAGAAAGUUAAUUAUGCUAAAUCCACCGGUUAUUUCAGCCCUUCAACAUCGGAAGCGACCUCUGCUGAAUUGAGUUCCAUUCUUGGGGUUCAAGACGUUCAGGAUCCGGGAUCUAAUCUUGAAGGUAUACUCCAGGCGGUGCUUGGUGAUCGGCCUUCUUAUGUUUGGCUUAGCAUUUGGACUACCAUUCAGGAAUUUCGACAUGGAUUUUUCAGGCAAGUGGGUAUUAAAAGUGUGGCCCGGGUGCAUGGUGAAGCACGGGGAGGAAACUGGCCUGUACAGCUCCAGACUUCCUAUGUAGACAGUGUGACAUCUCUAAUCAAGGUGGGGGAUUUUACUUUACCGGGAGAGCCUCGUUGGAAUGAAAGUCUGAUCCGUAGCGUGUUUUCGGAAGUGGACGCAAGUCAAAUCCUUAAUUGUCAAAUUACUCCAUAUCCGUCUGAUAUUUUGAUUUGGGAUGGACAUUCGUCAGGUACCUUUUCGGUGAAAUCUGGUUAUACUUGGCUUACUCGUCGUUAUCGUCUUCACGUGCAUUACUCUCGUAUUUGGUUAGCUCUCUCUCGUCUCAAUACUCUCCCUCGGGUUCGAUUGUUUGCGUGGAGGGCCUGUUACGAAGCGUUACCGGUUGGUAGACGAUUAUUUAUAGCUGGAGUUUCGGAUGGAAUCUGUCAUUGUGUGGGAGAUGGAAGAAAUUGUUUACAUGCUCUUCGAGACUGCUUGGCUGUUCAACCUAUCUUCUUCUUUGCUGGUUUUCCUUCUUUCUUAACCUCGGGCAGCUUCUCCUCGUGUGGCAGCUGGUUGGAGAGCAUGUUAACUUUGCUUCCUGUUAAAUCUUUUACUCAGCUAAUGGUUCUGCUUUCUUAG